AUGGGCAAGGAAUGUUCUCCAGCAGAGUGUUACUGUACAGGUGGAAUGGGCAAGGAAUGUCCUCCAGCAGAGUGUUACUGUACAGGUGGAAUGGGCAAGGAAUGUUCUCCAGCAGAGUGUUACUGUACAGGUGGAAUGGGCAAGAAAUGUUCUCCAGCAGAGUGUUACUGUAUAGGUGGAAUGGGCAACGAAUUUCCUCCAGCAGAGUGUUACUGUACAGGUGGAAUGGGCAAGGAAUGUCCUCCAGCAGAAUGUUACUGUACAGGUGGAAUGGGCAAGGAAUGUUCUCCAGCAGAGUGUUACUGUACAGGUGGAAUGGGCAACGAAUGUGCUCCAGCAGAGUGUUACUGUACAGGUGGAAUGGGCAACGAAUGUCCUCCAGCAGAGUGUUACUGUACAGGUGGAAUGGGCAACGAAUGUGCUCCAGCAGAGUGUUACUGUACAGGUGGAAUGGGCAAGGAAUGUUCUCCAGCAGAGUGUUACUGUACAGGUGGAAUGGGCAAGGAAUGUUCUCCAGCAGAGUGUUACUGUACAGGUGGAAUGGGCAACGAAUGUCCUCCAGCAGAGUGUUGCUGUACAGGUGGAAUGGGCAAGGAAUGUCCUCCAGCAGAGUGUUACUGUACAGGUGGAAUGGGCAAGGAAUGUUCUCCAGCAGAGUGUUACUGUACAGGUGGAAUGGGCAACGAAUGUCUUCCAGCAGAGUAUUAA
Molecule: messenger RNA, 708 nt
Organism: Protopterus annectens (West African lungfish)
Lineage: Eukaryota; Metazoa; Chordata; Ceratodontiformes; Protopteridae
Product: copper metallothionein 2-like
Exons: 1
Coding region: 1-708 (235 amino acids)
Source: RefSeq, a predicted model, not a curated record